AUGGCCGAACUCUACCCCGAUCUCAAGGACCGCCCUAUCAAGGAGACCAUCGUCCUCUUCGAUGUCGACGGCACACUCACCCCGGCCAGACGGGCUGUCUCGGCUGAGAUGUUGCAGCUGUUGUCGCGCCUGAGACAGAAAGUUGCAAUUGGCUAUGUCGGCGGUUCCGAUCUCGUCAAGCAACAGGAACAACUUGGCACGCCCUCUCUACCCGUCCAAACCCUGUUCGAUUUCUGCUUCCCCGAGAACGGUCUCACCGCCUUCCGCCUGGGUGAAGCGCUACCCCGGAACUCGUUCAUCCAAUGGUUAGGAGAAGAGAAAUACCAGAAACUGGUGCGGUUCUGUCUGAAAUACAUUGCCAACAUCGAGGGCAUCCCCAAGCUGCGCGGGACCUUCAUCGAGUUCAGAAACGGCAUGAUCAACGUCAGCCCUGUUGGCCGUAACGCAAGCCAGGCCGAGCGAGACGAGUUUGAGGCUUGGGACAAGGUGUCGGAGAGCAGAAAGAAACUGAUCGACGCCAUCGAGGCCGAAUUCCCCGAUUUGGGGCUCACCUACUCCAUCGGAGGCCAAAUUUCCUUUGACGUCUUCCCGAAGGGAUGGGACAAGAGGUACUGCUUGCAGCACGUUGAAGCAGAAGCAGACCCGACCAAACACCUCUCAGGAAUCCAAUACAAGAACAUCCACUUUUUCGGCGACAAGGCUUUCCCCGGUGGUAAUGACUGGGAGAUCUACAGUGAUCCUCGCACCAUCGGUCACGCCGUCACCUCGCCUGAAGACACCAUGAAGCAGGUGAAGGAGCUCUUUGACCUUUGA
Molecule: messenger RNA, 813 nt
Organism: Capronia epimyces CBS 606.96
Lineage: Eukaryota; Fungi; Ascomycota; Eurotiomycetes; Chaetothyriales; Herpotrichiellaceae
Product: eukaryotic phosphomannomutase
Exons: 2
Coding region: 1-813 (270 amino acids)
Biological process (GO): mannose metabolic process; GDP-mannose biosynthetic process; protein N-linked glycosylation
Cellular component (GO): cytosol
Molecular function (GO): phosphomannomutase activity
Source: RefSeq, a predicted model, not a curated record